AGUCAGCCAGAGGCAUCCGGGCCAGAGAGUUCUGGAAGGAGCCAGGCCCCCAUGGGAGGGGAUAAAAGCUGCCGGCCCCCGGCCCCGAGCAGAUCGGCCCCUGGCCCCCACCAGAGAGGACUCAGCCCCGAGCCAGAGGCAGCCCCAGCAGCAGUGAUGCUAUGCCGCCUGCAGCUCCUGCCGCCCGCCCCCGGCCCCGUGGCUGCCCGGCUGGGCCCCGUGCGCACUCUGUGGCCGGCCCCGGGGGCCCUCUUUGCUGAGCUGGAGCGGGAGCUGCUGCGGGAGCUGGAGACGGCCAGGGCGUUUGCAAGCAGCGUGGGGCAGCUCCUGGCUGGCGGAGGGAGCAGCAGCCCCGGCGGGGAGCCAGGCCAGAGCUCCAGCACGGCCCUGGCCCAGGGGACGGCCCAGCCCUUCGCCGUGCGGCAGGACGUCCGGGGCUUCGCGCCCCAGGAGCUGGCGGUGAAGCUGGUGGGCAGGAAGGUGCUGCUGACGGGCAGGAAGGAGACGCAGAGCGAGGACGGCAAAGGCUCCUUCUCCUACAAGUACGAGGUGUUCAAGAGGGAGUGGGACGUGCCCGAGGCCGUGGACACCGACCGCCUGACCUGCUCCAUCUCCAGGGAGGGGCAGCUGUGCAUCGAAGCCCCGUGCCUGGCCCCUGCAGCCGUCCCCACGAGGAACGUGCCCAUCCAGCUCAGCCCUGCGGGGGGCUCAGCGGCACCGGCUGAGCCGGGCUCGGAGGACGGGGCCGACGGCAGAGCCCAGGGGUAACAGCCGAGGAGCAGCUCCAGAGGCCGGGGCUGAGACUUGGCAGGGCCGCGCCCUGGCUGACCUGGCUGGCUGCAAGCCAGAUUCACGGCGUGUGACGUAUUUUUACGUGAAAUAAAUGUUCCUGAUUUCCCCCUGUGCUGGUGGUCCCUCUGCCAGGACUGGCUGGCCCCAGCACUCGCUGCGGGCUCCUCCUCGGGCCGUGGCACAGGCUGGCACCGUGGCCCUGCUGCUGCACCCGUGGCCCGCCUGAGCCGGGGCUGGUGGGUUCCCCCCCGACACGCCCAGCGGGCCUCCCUCGGGGGGGACGUCGGGGGCCCCUGGGCUCCACCGGAGGUGAGGCACAGCCACGAGCAGGGCCCGGCACUGCUGGGUGAUCCCAGGCCUCUGCGUCGGCCGGGAGGGGAUGGGCCCAGGGCCGGGCGCCCGCUCCCUGGGGCAGCACGGUUGUCGGGCGAGUUGGUUCGUUGGCCCGGUGCUAUUGACACGGGUCACAGAGCGGACACGUGCCGAGGCGUGUGGGCACACAGACACACACGCACGCUCCAUACGGACCACAUGUGGGCCCUACACAAAUAAGGGACUUCACCCUUUCCAGCCCCCGCACCUUGCCUGUGCCCUGGGAGCUAUCGCCGGGCCCCUCCCGCCAGCCUCGGAUGCAAACAACAGGGGCCAACUUCAGGGAGGCCCUAGAAGUUCCCAGAGACUUUGGGGCAGGGAGCGAUGCCAGGCCCUGCUUGUGGCUGCCAGAAGCUGCCGGCUCGGCUGUGCGGCCCGGUAGGUCGCUCACAAGGCCAGGCUCGUCUCGCCCCCAGCACCGUCUACGGGCAGAGGAGGCCGGCGCGGCCCCUACGUGGGCAGAGGAGGAAGGGCCUGGAAGGGCGGGGUGGCUAUAUAAGGCAGCCCUGUGGCUGCUGCCAGGGCCAGGGUCCCGAGCCCGCGAGGCAGAGCGAGUCAAAGGCAGCAGGAGUUUGAGCAGCAGAAACAUGACAAGCUGCUCCCGGUACCUGGUGCGGCUGCUCCCGCUCAGACGGUGGCCGUGGCGGGGCUUCAGCCCCAUGUGGGUCUGCAGCAGCGAGCCAGGGAGCAUCCUCCUGGGACCGGCAGAAUUCUGGUACCUGUAACUGUGGCGAAGCGGGACUGUUCUUAAUGUUUCCUCUGAAUAGUGUGGGGGUGCCUCAGUUUCCCCUAGGCAGUUCUUAAGUCUCUAGGGGGUGGGGUAAGGGUGUAUGAUCGUUGCAGAGCCCUAGAGGGCAGGUGUGUGAAGGGGUCUGGACACAGAGAAUGGCCGACACCCUGUUUCCUGGCAACUGAUGGCCUGGACCCUUCCCCCCUGCAAGGUGAGAGCUAAAGGGUUGGAGAACAAAGGAAUCAGGUGCCCUCCUGGCCUGGGAAAGGGACAAAGCCCAGAGGAGGAGGGGCUGGAGGGAGUUUCAGUUUGGGGCUGGCCAGGACACGGAGUGAAGGGCAGACGUGGUUGUCUGGCUCACUGCCCCCCAAAAUGGACCUAGCUGAGGGGUCCUGUUCUCUGCACCUACAAGCUCUGGUUUAGACCAUGUUCCUGUCGUCUAAUAAACCUUCUGUUUUACUGGCUGACUGAGAGUCCCGUCUGACUGCAGAGUUGGGGGGCAGGACCCUCUGGCUUCCCCAGGACCCCGCCUGGGCGGACUCGCUGGGGGAAGCGCACGGAGGGGCAGAGGAGGCUGAAUGCUCCGAGGUCAGACCCAGGAAGGUGGAGCCGGGUGAGCUGUGUGUCCUGCAGACAGGCUGCUCACAGGAAGGCGACUGCCCCAGAGUCCUGCCUGGCGUCGUGGGGAGCAGUCCCAGAGCAUCGCCCGGGGACCCCGUGACAACUAACGAAUGUGCGAGUGUCACCACCUCCCUGUUCCCCCCGGCUGGGUUGCCAGGUGACGAUUCUCUCCGGGUGUCUCUAGUUUGUGUUACUGCUGGAAUAAACCUGUUUCCCCCCCAUUCCCGUUGUCAGUGGAUUUUGCAGAAAUGGGUUUUCACUGUGAUUUCCAAACAGACUCCAGAGGGGGAGACGUGAUAUUGCUCGGUGCUAGGGACAACUGCAGGGAUUGCGAGGUCCUGGGCGACAGUUCCAGACGUUUGGUCUGGGCGGGGAGCGGGAAUGAAAUGUAAUUCAGAGCCCUGUACCGUUUCAGGCUGGAAAAUAUUUGAGCAUGCGGUAAAAGUGUAACGAAUCGAGUUUGGGAAGGGGGGACUAAAAAGAGGCGUUAGG
Caretta caretta (loggerhead turtle) is the source of this 3007-nucleotide messenger RNA. Lineage: Eukaryota; Metazoa; Chordata; Testudines; Cheloniidae. The record is from RefSeq and is a predicted model, not a curated record.